This is a messenger RNA of Anastrepha ludens (Mexican fruit fly), 774 nucleotides long. RefSeq names its product GATA zinc finger domain-containing protein 14-like. The transcript has 3 exons. Bases 1 to 774 code for a protein of 257 amino acids. The record is from RefSeq and is a predicted model, not a curated record. NCBI's taxonomy places the organism in Eukaryota, Metazoa, Arthropoda, Insecta, Diptera, Tephritidae.
AUGAUCUAUUUUAUGUCCUGUCGCUUACUAGACGUGACAGUAGUCCGUGUAGAAGCAUCUAGUGCCCGCUGCUACAAUUUGGUUUCUGCAUACAUGGCCCACGAAAAUGCAGCACCUCCUGAGGAAGUGGGGCGUUUAGUGGACUCACCUUCAUCGCUGCUACGCCAAUGCAAGACACACCAUUUGGGAAGCAGCGAGGUAAAUGAUCGAGUGCGCUACACCAUCAACUCCAAUUCUCCCGCACAUAUCAAAAACAUCAACCGGUACAUCCUCCUCCACUUUGUUAACAACACCAAGCCACCAGGUCGCUCUCUCCACUCUUCCUCUCACAAUGACAUCAACAACCAACACAACAACAACAGCAAACACAGCAGCUCCCUGGCACAUCUGAUUUGCUCCUCGGCAGUAACUUCAAAAACUUCCACAACAUCACAAGUACAAAAUAUUAACACCAUUAGCCCCAAAGAAGGAAAUAAGCAGGAAAACCUAAAACGACACCGUGACGGACAGUCCUCAAACAACUCAAACGAACAGAUGAACAGUAAUAAAAAACAUAAAAACAAAACUCAAAACACUGUACAAAAGACACUCAAAGAGUACUGGCUGGAUAAGCCUAAUUCAAGCAACCGUUUUGAGUUGCUAGCACAAGAAGCUGAAGCGAAUGAACUACAUACUGACAGUGGGACAGAACCGAAAACAGAACCACAAACAGAACAACGCAAACUUAAACCACCCCCCUCUAUGUGCAAAACGUUGAAAAUGUACAAGCAAUAA